AUGGACGACACUUAUUUUUGGAGCAAACAUGGGCGCCCUGCUGCUGAAAAAGACCGUGUCCGAAACUCCGUCGCCGAGCUCUGCCUCUUCCAUCUCAAGAAGGAAGGUACCGUUAUGAAAACCACCCAUUUCAAAUCGGAAAAAGAUCUGAAAUUCAAAGCGGAAGAGGAUAUCGAUAUGGCUCCAUACAUCAUGUAUUCGUUGAAUAAGAAACGCCGGUGGGAAGCCGAAGACGCCAUCGGAAUCGAACUUUUGGACAGAACUCAGAAGUUGAAUGACGGAUGGAAGGUUCUUCUGAUUGAGCGAGUCAAUUUGAGAAGUUAUGUGUGGCCGAACUGGAGUUAUGGGUAUAGUCCAGAACGAUUUUUGGAUUAUUUUAUGAUCAAGGAUGUUCACGAGUUGAAGAAGGACAACGCUUAUGAUCAUAAGACCUUAGAUUCAGUGUACGGACAACGGUAUUCUCAUUUUCUGAAGAAGAAUCGGAAACCGAAGAAGGAGGAUGAUGGAGAAGAGGAAGGUGGAGACGAGGAGCCACUUGCUGCAUACAACUUCUUGAGACCCCCAAAGAACUACGUGACACUUCUCCAGAAGCAGUUCACGAGCGAUAAUUAUGGAUGGGAAUGGCCCCACGUUGGUUACUGGCGUCGUAUCGAUCGCCUCAAGGACGACCAUCUUGAACUGAGAUAUGGAGAACUUGAGGAUCUUGAUGGGAGCGAUGUGGAUGAGAAUGGCGAGGAGGGAGCAUCGGAUGAGGGCUUCGAGCAGAAGAAGCCGUCGCAAUUCUACAAUUUGGAGGAGCAUUUGGUGGAUAAAUUUGUGAUUGUGAAGACACCGAGAAGACGAAAGAAUACGUGUUAG
Messenger RNA from Caenorhabditis remanei, 858 nucleotides. RefSeq lists its product as uncharacterized. The record is from RefSeq and is a predicted model, not a curated record. The transcript is spliced from 3 exons. The coding region runs from base 1 to 858 and encodes 285 amino acids. NCBI's taxonomy places the organism in Eukaryota, Metazoa, Nematoda, Chromadorea, Rhabditida, Rhabditidae.